Messenger RNA from Carassius gibelio (silver crucian carp), 847 nucleotides. It is a transcript of the gene tmem238a, whose product is annotated as transmembrane protein 238a. The transcript is spliced from 3 exons. The record is from RefSeq and is a predicted model, not a curated record. The coding region runs from base 222 to 602 and encodes 126 amino acids. Lineage: Eukaryota; Metazoa; Chordata; Actinopteri; Cypriniformes; Cyprinidae.
AAACGAGUGAAUGAAUGACGUUUAAGAAAGGCGUGUCUAGCGAUACCACCUGCGGGUCGGAGGCGGAGCCACUGGAUGAUGAAUGGAGGGAACCAGAGGUGGCGGUAUGGACCUUUAACAACAUAAAACUAAACGAAGAAGAAGAAGACAUCACACCUGCGUGACGUCACAGCUAGAUUGAACUCAGGUGGCAAAUCCCGGAAAAACACAAACGACCACAAAUGCGCAGUUGCGUAAACGAAUAUCAUUUCAGUCAUAAAAGGGCGUGCACCAUGCCUACAGCUGACCGUGUUGGACUGACCCACUGUAAGUUUGUCCUGGUAUUGGCAGUCCUCCUGGAUCUUCUCGGGGUGUCUGCUCUUCUGAUCGGUGUGUUCGUGCCGCUUGAGGUCGGGGGUCGCGACUUUGGGGAUCUGUUGUUGUAUUCGGGAGCUCUGCUGGUGUUGUUGUCUAUGGGGGGCUGGGUGAUGUGGUACAGUGGGAAUAUUGAGGGUUUGAAAUCAGGAACUGAGCUGACACACAAACGCAACGCCGUGGAGCGGAUCGCUCGCACCCUGAGCCGCCGCAUACGGAAGCCCCACCGCGGCCGCAGCACGCCCUGAGCCCCGCGCGAGGCCAACAUCUCAGAUGGAAAAUGGAUCGAUAAGCACGGAUGAAGGCUGACAGAUACAGUAUGAUUGUUACAAUGUGGUGUUCGAUGCUACUACUACAAAAAACUAUGAAAUUGCAGUUAUGUGGAACUGUAGUGCAAUGUACAUUAUGAUUUUUUUUUUGGACACGUAAUUCUGUAUUUCUUUUUUGCAGCAAAACUUUUAUACAGUGUAUAUAAAUCUUCUGUUGUGCAAAA